Messenger RNA from Carica papaya (papaya), 3562 nucleotides. NCBI's taxonomy places the organism in Eukaryota, Viridiplantae, Streptophyta, Magnoliopsida, Brassicales, Caricaceae. The record is from RefSeq and is a predicted model, not a curated record.
GGAUAUAAAUCAAAUAUGAUUGAUAUUAUGUUUUUGUGUUGUAAAAUUGACAUUCUGUGGCGGGGGAUAUGGAUAGGAUCUCUUAGAUACUGGUACGAGCGUAAUAAAGCUGACCUCUCUGUUUCUAACUCUGCUGUUUGGAACGACGAUGCUGUUUCUGGAGCUCUUGAUAGCGCUGCCUUCUGGGUCAAGGGCUUGCCUUUCAUUAAAUCUUUGUCUGGUUAUUGGAAGUUUUUUCUGGCUCCAAACCCUACAAGUGUUCCUGUAAAUUUUUAUGAUUGUUCAUUUGAGGAUUCUGAUUGGCAAACUUUGCCUGUGCCUUCCAAUUGGCAGAUGCAUGGAUUUGAUCGACCUAUUUAUACCAAUUUGAUAUAUCCUUUUACGCUUGAUCCUCCUCAUGUUCCAGAAGAUAAUCCCACAGGCUGUUACAGGACAUAUUUCCAAAUUCCUCAGGAGUGGCAGGGUAUGUCAUGUUUGAAUGUGAUGAUAGUUUUGAGAGACUGUUGUUUGUUCUUGUUAAGUAAUAACUUUUUUCAAGAAUUAGUCAGUCAAGAUAGUAGACUACCUGCUGAGUUUGAAAUUUCUGAUUAUUGUUAUCAAUGUGAUUCGGGCAAGAAGAAUGUUCUUGCUGUUCAAGUUUAUAGAUGGAGUGAUGGGACUUACCUUGAAGAUCAAGAUCAUUGGUGGUUGUCUGGUAUUCAUCGGGAUGUGCUUCUUUUAGCAAAGCCACAGGUAUUUGUUGCAGACUACUUUUUUACAUCAAAACUGGCGGAGGACUAUUCUUCUGCUGACAUACAGGUUGAAGUGAAAAUAGAUAAUUCUAAGGAAAUUUCCAAAGAUCGUGUUCUCGACAAUUUCAUCAUAGAAGCUGAAAUCUAUGACACUGCCAGCUGGUAUGAUCAGGAGGGAUAUAUGGAUCUUCUUUCAUCUAAGGCUGCUAAUAUAAGGCUCAAUCCAUCCCCUACAAGACUUCUAGGAUUUCAUGGUUAUGUGCUUUCAGGGAAACUGGAAACACCCAGGCUUUGGUCUGCAGAGCAGCCCAAUCUUUAUGUUCUCGUUAUUAUCCUGAAAGAUGCAUCUGGGCACAUAGUUGACUGUGAAUCAUGCCUUGCUGGCAUCCGUCAAGUAUCAAAAGCAACCAAACAGCUUCUUGUUAAUGGCCAGCCAGUUAUAAUAAGAGGUGUGAACAGGCAUGAGCAUCAUCCACGAUUGGGGAAAACUAAUAUAGAAUCUUGCCUGGUUAAGGAUCUUGUUAUUAUGAAACAAAACAAUAUAAAUGCAGUAAGAAACAGCCAUUAUCCCCAACAUCCACGCUGGUAUGAACUGUGUGAUUUGUUUGGCAUGUACAUGAUUGAUGAAGCCAACAUUGAGACACAUGGUUUUGAUCUUUCUGGACAUCUGAAGCAUCCUACUAAAGAACCAAGCUGGGCUGCUGCAAUGCUGGAUCGUGUGGUAGGGAUGGUGGAAAGAGACAAAAAUCAUACGUGCAUAAUUUGUUGGUCCUUAGGAAAUGAGUCCAGCUAUGGUCCUACCCAUUCUGCCAUGGCUGGUUGGAUUCGAGGAAAGGAUCCUUCGCGACUAGUACACUAUGAAGGAGGGGGAUCUAGGACCCAAUCUACUGAUAUUGUUUGCCCAAUGUACAUGCGUGUUUGGGACAUUGUUAAGAUUGCAAAUGACCCAAAUGAAGCACGUCCUUUAAUAUUGUGCGAGUAUUCACACGCAAUGGGGAAUAGCAGUGGGAAUAUAUUUGAGUAUUGGGAAGCAAUUGAUAGCACUUUUGGUCUCCAAGGAGGUUUUAUUUGGGAUUGGGUUGAUCAGGGUCUGCUGAAGGAUAAUGCUGAUGGAAGCAAACAUUGGGCAUAUGGAGGUGACUUUGGGGAUACUCCUAAUGAUUUAAACUUCUGUCUAAAUGGCCUUCUGUGGCCAGACCGAACUCCUCAUCCUGCAUUACACGAAGUUAAGCAUGUGUAUCAACCAAUCAAGGUUUCAUUAAGGGGAGGCACAUUGAAGAUAACAAACACCAACUUUUUUGAAACAACACAAGGACUGGAAUUCAGCUGGGCUAUUCAUGGGGAUGGAUACCAACUUGGAUCUGGAAUUCUGUCUCUUCCCUUGAUAAAACCGCAAGGCAGUUUUGAUGUGGAAUUGGAUUCAGGUCCAUGGUGUUCUGUGUGGACUUCCUCAACUGCGGAAGAGUGUUUUAUAACAAUAACUUCUAAGCUUUUGCAUUCCACGAGCUGGGUUGAGCAUGGGCAUACCAUCUCAUCUACCCAAGUUCAGUUGCCUGCCAAAAGAGAGCGUAUACCUCAUGUCAUAAAAGACAAGGGUACUACUAUCUCCAGUGAAACUUAUGAGGAUAAAAUAAAGCUUUUUAGUCAGCAGAACCUUUGGGAGAUACAGUUCAAUGUUCAAACAGGAGCUCUUGAAAGCUGGAAGGUUCAAGGAGUCACUGUGAUGGAAAAUGGCAUAUUACCGUGCUUCUGGCGAGCACCAACUGAUAAUGACAAAGGGGGAUGUGCAAGAAGUUAUUACUCUAGGUGGAAAGAUGCUCAUAUGGACAAGCUUGUUUUCCUCACAGAGAGCUGUUCCAUACAGGAUAAGAAGGAUGAACUAGUGAAAAUAGCUGUAGUUUACCUUGGUGUAACAAAGGGUGAAGAUGGUUCAUUCACUGAAUCUGAAAGAUCGAGUGUUCCAUUCAAAGUUGAUAUGGUUUACACGAUCUAUGGUUCUGGAGACAUUAUUAUGGAAUGUGAUGUAAAUCCAAGCUCUGGUCUUCCACCUUUACCCCGCGUGGGAGUGGAAUUUCACAUUGAAAAAUCACUAGAUCAGAUUACAUGGUAUGGAAAAGGACCAUUUGAGUGUUACCCGGAUAGAAAAGCAGCAGCUCAUGUUGGCAUCUACGAGCAAACUGUGGGUGACAUGCAUGUUCCUUACACUGUUCCUGGGGAAUGUGGAGGAAGGGCAGAUGUUAGAUGGGUGACACUUAGAAACAAUGAUGGAAUCGGAGUUUAUGCUUCAAUCUAUAGGAGUGCUCCUCCUAUGCAAUUGAGUGCGAGUUACUACACAACUGCAGAGCUCGACAGAGCAACACACAACGAAGAGCUUAUCAAAGGAGAUAACAUUGAGGUGCAUCUUGACCACAAACAUAUGGGUCUGGGUGGAGAUGAUAGCUGGACACCCAGUGUCCACGAUAAGUAUCUGAUUCCUCCCGUGCCGUAUUCCUUCUCAAUGAGGUUUUCUCCGAUCACUGGUUCCAACUCGGGCUACGACAUCUACAAAUCUCAAGUUCAAAACUGAAAUCCUUUUUGAGCCUGUGGUACCGAAUACUUUGUUGGACGAUAAGUAUUUAACUCAGCAACGAUCAUCCGUGAUUUGUAGAAGUUAUAUCAGGUUGCCUAUGAACCCUGAAAACGUGUAGAAGUUUUAUUUCUAUUUAUUUUGAAAUUACUUCAUGCAUAAAGCCUGGAUAUGAGCUACUUGCUUUCACUAUCUUGCACAGGUACGUUUUUAAACUCCUGGAUUGAACCUAAGAAAGAUGCAUAAAGCUUGAAUCAUUGGAACA